AUGUUCUCAUCAAACCGCACACGUCACCAGGAAGGCAGCUUUUCGAAACAUCGCGCAACCAAGUCUAAAUCACACAAGAAGAACCCCUCGUUCAGGGAUUCGCCGAGGAGAGUAGAGAGGCUAGCACAACAUGCCCAGGCAUCAUCACCACAAUCGAAUCAAACAUCGCCGUCGCUAGGCAGUGCCAUCAUCACCAUAUCCGUCGGCCGCGAACAGCGACUCUUCGCAGCGCACGAAGAUGUCCUAUCUCACUCUCCUUGGUUUCAAACCCUCUGUAGCGGCCAGUUCUUUCAGACUACCAACAAGCGCAUCGACCUACCUGACGAAGAACCCGAAGUCUUCUCAUCGAUUCUUGAGUAUCUCUACAAGGGCGACUACUACCCGCGCAUGGAGUACGACAAGAAACGAAACAGCUGGAAUCUUGAAGACGGCGGCAACACCAACAAUACACAUGAAGCUGUCGUCCAGUCCUCGGUCGGACCGAUACUGAAAGAUACCGUCAUUUACUGUCAAGCUGACAAGUACGGGUUACAAGAACUAAAAAAGCUUGCGUUGAAGAAGCAAGGUCUCCAGUCAGGCAUUCAGUGCUCGACUAUUCUGACAUCUGCCCGUUAUGCCUACGCCAACACUCCUGACAACGAUUCGAAGCUCCGUGCACACUACCUCGCGCUCAUCAUCCGAGCCAGACACACCUUCAAGCGCAGCGGCACUAUGCAGAAUGAGAUGGAGAACGGCGGCAAGCUCUUCUUCGACUUGUUCGUUGCCAUGGUUAACCACAUGGACGACCUGUCAUCACCUUCAAUCCGCUGA
This is a messenger RNA of Alternaria postmessia, 810 nucleotides long. RefSeq lists its product as uncharacterized. The record is from RefSeq and is a predicted model, not a curated record. Gene Ontology annotation, molecular function: protein binding. NCBI's taxonomy places the organism in Eukaryota, Fungi, Ascomycota, Dothideomycetes, Pleosporales, Pleosporaceae. The coding region runs from base 1 to 810 and encodes 269 amino acids. The transcript is spliced from 2 exons.